GGUUCCCUGUGUUGUCUGCUACUUGGUACUAAGAUCUUCUAUUAUCAGUAUCUCCUUUUUCCUGAUUCCAAAAAACAAAAAACAAAAACCCAUAAACGAAAAAAAAAAUGACUUAGAGCCAGAUUAGGAGAGUCGUAUCCCAGCAACAUAUAUAUACCAUGCUUUCAACUCACUAACCCUGCCGUACUCUGUUUCAGAUUUCCCCUGCUAUAAAUUAUACGCAUAUGUGAACACAUUUGUAUGUGUAUAAACUAUAUAUAGUGUAUAAUUAUUAAAUAAAUUGAACUAUUGAAGCCUAUGCUUCUUUCUUUUUAGCUUUUUAAUGGUUCUCUGGCUAUAUAUCUUUAAAUCUUUAGCUAUAGCAUGCGUGCACGCACACAUGCAUAUUCAUUUCUUCAUCACAGACAUGUCGGCAUGGAUGUGGUCACCAUGAUUGAGCACGUAUAAAAAAGAGAAGCAUAGAGAGCCUUCGCGUGGGGGGAAAAACAAAAAAAGUGAUCAAAAUGGAGAGUGUGUGGAUUAAUGUGGUGUCUCUGAUGAUGGCCUCAUUGAUAUUCUUGUGGUUGUCUGCCUUAAUCCUCCGCAGAAGCAGGCUUAGGUUGAUCCGAUCGAGAGGCCGACUUCCUUUGGGAACUCUCGGGUGGCCUGUCGUCGGCGAAACCAUCGAGUUCAUCUCUCGCGCUUACUCCGACCGCCCCGAGAGCUUCAUGGACAAGCGCCGUCACGUGUACGGGAAGGUGUUCAAGUCGCACAUAUUUGGGAGUCCGACCAUAGUUUCGACUGAUGCAGAAGUGAGCAGGGUUGUUCUGCAAAGCGAUGCGAAGGCCUUUGUGCCAUCUUACCCGAAAUCUCUCACCGAGCUGAUGGGGAAGUCCUCCAUUCUGCUCAUCAAUGGAAGCUUGCAGAGGAGAGUCCAUGGACUGAUAGGAGCCUUCUUCAAGUCCCCACAUCUCAAGGCUCAAAUCACUCUAGACAUGCAAAAUUAUGUUCAAGAUUCAAUGAGGAAUUGGAGAGAAGAUCGUCCUAUUUUCAUCCAAGAUGAAACCAAAAAUAUUGCCUUCCAAGUGCUAGUAAAGGCCUUGAUUAGUUUGGACCCAGGUGAAGAAAUGGACUUUCUAAAGAAACAGUUCCAAGAGUUCAUAUCAGGCCUCAUGUCCUUCCCUGUGAAGAUCCCAGGAAGUCAACUCUACCGAUCAUUGCAGGCAAAGAAGAAGAUGGUUAAGUUGGUACAAGAAAUUAUUCAAGCUAAGAGGACUAGUGGCAUCCCAAUGGUUCCCCAAGAUGUGGUGGAUGUUUUGCUCAAGGAUGCAAGUGAACAAUUAACAGAUGAUCUAAUAUCAGAUAAUCUGAUUGAUUUGAUGAUACCGGGAGAGGAUUCGGUGCCGGUUCUCAUGACUCUUGCUAUAAAAUAUCUCUCAGAUUGCCCUGCUGCUCUCCAACAGUUGACGGAAGAGAACAUGAACUUGAAAAGGCUCAGAGACCAACUUGGACAGCCAUUGUGCUUCAGUGAUUACCUAUCACUACCGUUCACACAAGCAGUAAUAACAGAAACAUUGAGGAUAGGGAACAUUAUUGUAGGGGUGAUGAGAAAGGCCAUGAAGGACAUUGAGAUAAAAGGAUACUUCAUACCGGAAGGGUGGUGUGUAUUCACGUAUUUUAGAUCAGUUCAUCUUGAUGAAAAUCUCUAUGACUGGCCUCGCCAGUUCAAUCCAUGGAGGUGGCAAGACAAAGAUGUGAGUGGCUGUAACUUCACCCCUUUUGGAGGGGGACAAAGGCUGUGUCCUGGGCUUGACUUGGCCAGGCUGGAAGCUUCAAUCUUCCUACAUCACUUUGUCACUCAGUUCAAGUGGGUGGCUGAAGAUGACUCAAUUGUCAACUUCCCCACUGUGAGAACGAAGAGGAGAAUGCCAGUCUGGGUGGAGAGAAGGAGAGACCCAUGCCCAUGAGGAACUCUGAAGAAGAGCACUACCAUCAGCUAAGUGACAGACAACAGCCAACAUGAAAAAGAAGGAAAAAUUUUAAAAAGCCAUUGGUUGAAUGCACACGUGUGGGGGCAUCAGACAAGAAGCAGACACAUUUGCCCACUACUCUCCUAGCUACUAAGCUAUUGCACGUGCACAUAUAGCCAGUAGAAGUCUAUAUAUAUAAUUUUUUGUUGGGUCCUAUAUAUGAACUUUGCUUCCUUCUUUUCCCUUCUUUCCCCUGUUUUUACCGUGUAAAAAUCCAAUAAAGGGCGUGUAGGGCAACUUUUGUAGGGUAGUGGGCGGUAGAGAUGAUGAUUUGUAUUGAUGGGUCUCAACUCACAAGGGCAUUUGAGACCUACCCUCAAGGGAUGGGGGCCGAAGAAACAAUGGCAUAGAGAGGGUAAUUAACAUGUGUGGAGGUCUAGUUAUAUUAAUUGGCCUAUUUAAUCACGGGUACCUAUGAUUGGAAUGACAUAAUCUAUAAGGCUGGCAGCCCUUUAUAUUUGUUUUUGAA
Messenger RNA from Malania oleifera, 2478 nucleotides. Its product is annotated as 3-epi-6-deoxocathasterone 23-monooxygenase CYP90D1. Gene Ontology annotation, biological process: multicellular organism development; brassinosteroid biosynthetic process; brassinosteroid homeostasis. The record is from RefSeq and is a predicted model, not a curated record. Gene Ontology annotation, molecular function: oxidoreductase activity, acting on paired donors, with incorporation or reduction of molecular oxygen, NAD(P)H as one donor, and incorporation of one atom of oxygen; heme binding; iron ion binding. The coding region runs from base 504 to 1946 and encodes 480 amino acids. The transcript is spliced from 8 exons. NCBI's taxonomy places the organism in Eukaryota, Viridiplantae, Streptophyta, Magnoliopsida, Santalales, Ximeniaceae.